AUGACGAAACGGUUUUACGAAAAGGGCGACAACUUUGACCCCGAGAAAUUCGACAUCUUAGCGGGGCGAGCCUUCAUCCAAGGUUUGCCACCAAAAUUAUUGCAGGCUGUAAUGACUACCCGAAAAACCACACUCACCGACAUCAUGGGCGAGGCACUCUUAAUAGAUAAAAACGACGCGAAAAUAAAAAAACCGGCCCCUCCGGCUAGUCCUCAGGUCAAUCCUUUGCCAGCAACCCCUCCUUCACCAUACGACUACAAUCGCACUUGGUCUGAGUGGCGAGAACCGCCACAACAGAUACCAGCGGAAUAUCCUAGCCACCCAUGUGGCUCUUGCUACGCGAACACGGUCCAGCCCGCGGCCCCUCCGGCAAACACGUGUCAAUCUCGGUACGCAGCUCCACCGUGUGGGUCCGGAUGCCCACACGGUUGCGCACCAUGCAUGCCCCCGCAGCCUUCUUGGUUCUGCGGGUGUGGCCACGCUCAAAGGAUGCCACCCCAAGGUCCACACUAUCAUAACCACUAUCAAACACAUGGAACUCAAUAUUCUGGCCAAAUGAACUAUUUAAAUAAUUAUUCAUACGCUCCAAAUCGGCGACAAGGACCUCGCCGACCGCCAGGAAAUAGCUAUCCUGAACGUGGGCGCGAUCCUCCGCCGAGACUAGACAACAGGCUGUCGCGAAGUACCACGCCGGAAAGAGAAAAUUUAAACUUCAGUCGCGCCCGUUCACCCGCGGACAAUUGA
Molecule: messenger RNA, 744 nt
Organism: Osmia lignaria (orchard mason bee)
Lineage: Eukaryota; Metazoa; Arthropoda; Insecta; Hymenoptera; Megachilidae
Source: RefSeq, a predicted model, not a curated record